Clupea harengus (Atlantic herring) is the source of this 2679-nucleotide messenger RNA. It is a transcript of the gene cpxm1a, whose product is annotated as carboxypeptidase X, M14 family member 1a. Gene Ontology annotation, biological process: proteolysis. The record is from RefSeq and is a predicted model, not a curated record. Gene Ontology annotation, molecular function: metallocarboxypeptidase activity; zinc ion binding. NCBI's taxonomy places the organism in Eukaryota, Metazoa, Chordata, Actinopteri, Clupeiformes, Clupeidae.
GUCCCUUAAUGGGUGGUCGAUACAGGUUUGGAUUCAUGUUUAGCCGAUAGAUCAAAAGGGAUUUCAGUGUUAGUAUAUUUGCGUAUUAUUCUCUCCUUGUAUUAGGUCCAAGUGUCUUCUUACACUGUCGUGCGCGUGUUUUUGACUCAUUACGGGCAGUUUUAGGGGUAUAAAUGCUGAGUUUGGAAUUUGGGUAAACUGAUCUGACCCGAAAACCGAAGCGCACAGUGGAGAUGGCGAGGCUCGCUUUAUUUGUCUGGUUUUCCUUAGCGCUAGAAGCACAAGUGACGAACAGUUUACUUAACAAUGAGAUAAAAGGCAUCAACAAGACAGAACAGAUGCCAAAGAACACAAAUGCGUCUAUUAUACAUGCACUUAAUGAUUUGAACGAAAUUAGCGAUUUCAAAACCACCGCUGCGCCUGUUUUAAGCAACAACAAAACUAUGACAGAGACCCAGACCCUGCAAGAACGGGACAAGAAACCAGAAGACAAAGCGCAUCAAAGCGAAAGAGCUGGAACAAGACUGCGAGAACUCGCCUGUCCACCUCUGGGUCUGGAAUCUCUGAGGGUGAGGGACUCACAGCUCUCUGCCUCCCCCUCCCAACGUACAGGCCUUGGGCCCCAACGUGGACGGCUCAACAUACAGUCUGGUCUGGAUGAUGGUGAUGAGUAUGACGGGGCCUGGUGUGCAUCAGUGAAGGACAGAAAUCAGUGGCUGCAGGUGGACGCCCUAAGACCCACAUUAUUCACUGGAGUCAUCCUACAAGGGAGAAACUCCAUCUGGAGUUGGGACUGGGUGGAGUCAUACAAGGUUCAGAUCAGUAAUGAUUCUGAGACCUGGACCACCUGCAUGAAUGGCACUGUGGAGGCAGUGUUUAAAGGGAACAAUGACCUAGAGACCCCAGUACUGGGCCGGUUGCCAGUGCCCAUGGUUGGACAGUUUCUGCGGAUCAACCCCCAGAGCUGGUUCAUUAAUGGCAGUGUGUGUCUACGAGCUGAGGUGCUGGGUUGCCCUCUACCAGAUCCGGACCAUUUAGAGCCCGUGACUACAGAUCACUUGGACUUUAGGCAUCACAACUAUAACGAGAUGAGGAAGCUGAUGAAGGAAGUUCAUGAUCAGUGCCCAGACAUCACCCGAAUCUACACCAUAGGAAAGAGCGAUGCAGGCUUAAAACUCUACGUCAUGGAGAUCUCUGAUAACCCUGGCAAACAUGAACUAGGUGAGCCAGAGUUUCGCUAUGUUGCGGGGAUGCAUGGUAACGAGGUGUUGGGGCGAGAGCUGGUGCUGAACCUCAUGCAGUACAUCUGCCGUGAGUACAAGAAAAACAACGAGAGGAUAGUGCGUCUGGUUAAACUCACACGCAUCCAUCUGCUACCAUCCAUGAACCCUGAUGGUUAUGAGCGGGCCUAUGAGAAGGGUUCUGAGCUGUCUGGUUGGGCUGAGGGUCGCUAUAGCGACGGUAUCGACAUGAACCACAACUUUCCUGAUCUGAACAACAUCAUGUGGGAUGAGAAGGAGAUGGCAGUUGACAAGAGUAAAGUCAGCAACCAUUACAUCCCCUUGCCAGAGUACUACACAUUCGAGAACGCCACGAUUGCCCCUGAAACGCGUGCAGUGAUCAGUUGGAUGCAGGUGAUCCCCUUCGUCCUGAGCGCCAACCUCCACGGCGGCGAGCUGGUGGUGACCUACCCCUACGACUGCACCCGCAACUGGGUGCCCCAGGCAGACACACCCCCCCCGGACGAAGGCUUCUUCCGCUGGCUGGCGAUGGUGUACGCCUCCUCCAACCGGGUCAUGGCAAACCCCGACCGACGCCUCUGUCACUACGAGGACUUCCAGACACAACACAACAACAUCAUCAACGGAGCCGACUGGCACACGUUACCAGGGAGCAUGAAUGAUUUCAGUUACCUGCACACUAACUGUUUUGAGGUGACGGUGGAGUUGUCAUGUGAUAAAUUUCCUCAUGCCAGUGAACUGCCAGUGGAAUGGGAGAACAAUAAAGAGUCCCUGCUACUGUACAUGGAGCAGGUGCACCGAGGAAUUAAAGGUUUAGUGAGAGACAAGGAGACGAAGGCUGGAAUCUCAGACGCCAUCAUCAAAGUGAAGGAUCUGGACCAUGACGUGCGAACCGCGGCCGAUGGUGACUUCUGGCGUCUGCUGAACCCGGGCGAGUAUGCAGUGACUGCUUGGGCCGAGGGCUAUUUCCCGUCCACCAGAAAGUGCCAGGUGGGGCCGGAGCCUCGGCCCAGCCUGUGCGGCUUCGUCCUCACCAAGACGCCGCAGCAGCGGGCACUGGACGCCCGUACCAAGGGCAAGAAGUCAGCCAAGGACCUGCAGGUGCGCCUGCGUGACGAACAGGUGCGAAAGCUACGCGUCUCCACCAAACGCCUCAACCAGCGUAGGAUGAGGCAGCAAAAAAAGUCACAGCCAACCAGAGCACAAAGGAAACGAUGAGAGCCAAUGGCAUUAACAUAUUAACAUAUGGCAAAAAAAUGACUGCAGUGUAAUGCAUUCUGUUUAUAACUAAAAUGGAAUGUGUAUAUAAAUAUAAACUCCUCUUUGAAUCUGAAAACACAGAGCUGGUCUCUUCUUAGAGUAGGGUGAUUUGUGCUUUGGAACAUGAAUGCAUCACCUCAACUGUGAAACUGUCAUUAAAAUAUUUCCAGUAAAACAA